AUGUCCUCAUAUGAUACCACUCGUGGUGUUCGAAGUCUUGAAGAGAAACGUAUUUGUCUGGCAAAAAAAGGGAAGACUGGAACAAACAAUGAGCUAGGAUAUCAAUCUGAACCUCUCUUUGGAAAUUUGUUCGAGUUUAGUGAUUAUGUAAUUGAUAGUCUUCAUAUGCGUUUAAGAAUUUUUGAUAUUCUUCUGAAGGAUAUUUUAGCCGAAGCAUCACGAACAGGGGAAUAUGAACCUGCACAUACUAGAAAAUUAGAAGAAAAAGUUGAAAUUUUAAACCAACAUUCUAUCUCUAAUAUUGGAAAACGCUUUUCCUUCAAAAUCGAAACAGAAAAUAAUGCAAAGACAAUCGUACCGUGCGGUCGUUUUUCUGGUCAUUUACAGGAACUGUUCUUUAUUGAUUCAUUUCCUUAUGACAAAAUUAUUCAAAAUGAGAACAUUUCUAAAAAUGCAAAAAAUUUAGUCAAUAAGUUCAAGUCCAUUCUCCAACUUACAAAGACAGAGAAAUCCAAACGAACAAGUAUUCUAGCUGAUAUAGCAAAAUCUUUUGUAAAAGAUUUUCGUCAAUCAGGGUUAAGAACCAGCUGUACACCUUAUAUGCACCUAAUUGGUACUCACUUAGCUGAGCAGGAUGAGAAUGAAGAUUUGACAGCAUAUGAUAUGCAAGGUGUCGAAAAGUCGAAUGACUUGCUCUCUCGUCUUUAUUUUUCAUCUAGCAAUCGAGCAAAAACUCCAUUAAAAACAAUGGUUCAAAAUUUAUAUAGGCGACUCGAAAUGAAUUUUACUGAACCAAGUGAGAGAAUAAAAAUGGGCCAAUAUGCUCUAAAUGGAAAAUUCAGCGAAACUGACAGCGAGAAAGAUGAUGAUAUCACAGAUGAUACAUUAAAUGCUUCUUUCAAUUUGGAUCAAUCGAAGGAAUAUGAAUGUCCUACUGGAGAUAGUGAGAGUGACGAACUUCUUUCUGUAGCAGAUGAAGAGAAUUUCGAUCAAACGCCAUCUUAUGUAAAACAAAGUUAUCGAAUAGUGAAUCGUAGCGAAUAUCGUUGGAAAAGCUUCAAAAAAACAUAG
Molecule: messenger RNA, 1071 nt
Organism: Rotaria sp. Silwood2
Lineage: Eukaryota; Metazoa; Rotifera; Eurotatoria; Philodinida; Philodinidae
Source: the annotation of a GenBank genome assembly